CACUGAUUUGGUGAAGUGUUAUGAACAGUAUAGACGUCGUAGGGUCAGUGAGUGCGUGAAUCCGUUUUCCUGUCGACAGACUAAGAAUCAUGGUUCUGGGACUGACGGAUUCAACUGUGCCAUAUAAAGGCCAGAAGUACUACAAGAUCAAAAGUUCCUGCUCUCGUGGUGGAAAACUCUUUGUCGACAAGGAUUUCCCACCCUCUGGAUCCUCGUUGUUUUUUAGUCGUCCUGCCCCGGCCGACAUCGUCUGGAAACGUCCUAGUGAUAUAUGUGCAAAUCCGAAAUUUUUUACGGAAGGAGCAAGUGCCGAUGAUUUCUCUCAGGGAAGCUUGGGUAACUGUUGGUUUGUAGCAGCGUGUGCCUGUAUCGCGGAGGAUCCCAAACUCUGGAAAAAGAUCGUACCUGACCCCGAGGAACAGGAAUGGCAGACUGGGAAGAAACACGCCGGUAUUUUCCACUUUAAGUUCUGGCAGUGUGGUCAGUGGCUGGAUGUGGUGAUAGAUGACUAUCUUCCCACCCGUUAUGGUAGACUCAUCUUCGCACAUUCCAAGAGUGGAAACGAAUUCUGGCCUGCUCUACUGGAGAAAGCAUAUGCAAAAUUGUUCGGAGACUACGAGUCUCUGAUAGCUGGGAAGGCACGGGACGCUAUGGUGGACAUGACAGGUGGAGUGGGAGAAGGGAUAGAGUUAGAGGAUUAUCGAACAGAAGAGGACAAGAAAAAACUCUUCAAGAUCCUCCGGAACUCCUUUGAUAAUCGGUCUCUCAUGAGCGCUUCAAUAAGGGCUACAGGACGAGAGAUGGAGUCGCAACUGUCAUGUGGAUUAGUCAAAGGACAUGCUUACAGUAUCACAGCCGUCAAGAAAAUCAAGCUUGUAGGUAAAAAUUUGUUCGCUGUGUUCAACCGACAGAAGAUGAACAUGAUACGACUAAGAAACCCUUGGGGAGGAACGGAAUGGAGAGGACCUUGGAGUGAUGGGUCUUCUGAAUGGAAAAAGGUUAGUGAAAGUGACAAAAAGGAACUUGGACUGACGUUUGAUGACAACGGUGAAUUUUGGAUGGCGUUUGAGGACUUUUAUCGAUACUUCACUUCCAUGGAUAUUUGUCACAUGAUCAACACGUCAUUCUUCUCCUUCAAGAAAACUUGGAAACAAGGCAAAGCUUUCGGCGAGUGGAAACGCCAAGACAGGUGUGGUGGAUGUGGAAACAAUGGAUCUUUCCUCAACAAUCCGCAGUAUGUAUUUACGGUGGAGGAGGACGACGCCGAGGUUUUACUGUCACUGGAGCAGUGGGACAAACGUAUAGACAAAGACAAGGGUAAAAGCAACGACACUAUAGGCUGUACUGUGAUGAAGACCGAUCUAAACCGGAAGUACCGUAUGCAUGACCGCAUGGACAGGGUGCAUUCAGGUCCGUUCUCAAACGCGCGCGGUGUGUUCGCGCGAAUUAACCUGAAGUCUGGAACAUACUGCAUUAUACCAUCUACAUUUGAGCCAGGAAAGACGGGCAAAUAUUUACUUCGUGUCUUCUGUACAACAGCACCCAUGUUGAGAGAACUUGUCGACGAUGAGCCCCGCCCACCACAGUGCUGUGGCGUGAAGGGAAUCAAAAAGCCCAAAGUAGCCGCUACACAAAUAACGGUAGUACGAGCUGAGGCUCUAGAGGCGCAGGAUUGGGACGGAGCUGCAGAUCCGUACUGCGUGAUACAUUGUAACAAGAAAAGUCAGCGGACUAAAAGCAUCCCGAACACUGUUAAUCCGGAAUGGAAUGAAAGAGUGACAUUUUAUAGACAAAAACCGAACAAGGACAUCCGUAUAGAGGUUUGGAAUCACAAUAUCAUCAAGGACGAGUUCAUGGGUGUUUGUGUGCUACCAAUGUCGGAGAAGAAUUCUUACAGGGGAGGUAACACUAUAAGGAGAUUUGACCUUACGGGCCGAGGAAAAGAUAGCACAGUGAAGCGUCGAGGUUAUCUCUGGCUAAAGGUGUUACACAGUGGAGACAUGACACAAGUGUAAUGUUUCUACUGGUGGUGAAACAUCAAAUACAAUUAAAACUGCCUUGUUCACGAUCCGAUCAUGUAUUGAUUAACGCCUUAUGUUACAGCAGAUCUCAUUUAUAUGACAAACGUUGAUUUAAAUAUAUUUAUUUACACACAACACUCAGAGUACUACGACAAACGAGGUGAAGGAGAAAUCGUCACAGUGAUCUGUUAGUAUUAACAAACACGGCUUCACGGAGCAUUAAUGCAAUGUCUCGGUCGCUUUUAUCCACAUUUAGAGAAAUGAAAAGUUUGUUUUCCUUUACAUUGUAUAUCCUAACAAUGUAGGUAUCAGUUUUAAAUACUGACACUACAAGACUAUUUUCACGUCAAAGUACUAUAUACUGAAAUAAUGUGUAAUCAUACCAUGUAUGAAUCACGUGACAGUGUUACAGUUACAAUAACAAGCAGUAGUGAGAUAUACGUGCAUCACGUGUCACUAAUAUUUCCAGUUACUGCCCUUUGAUACGUAGACAAGAUGCCCACUAUAACGGGGUUACUUUCAUAUGCAUCAUGUGAUAGUAACGGCAUAUUUAUACAAUUAUCCAUCAGCAUCUUAACAAAUUGUCCUUGUGAUUUAACAACUCGCAUUGUACUGGCUUAUGGAAUAUUGUACAACAUACAGAAUAUUACUCAAUCUGUAUUUAUAAAAAAAAGUUAAUUUCAG
Ylistrum balloti is the source of this 2705-nucleotide messenger RNA. Its product is annotated as calpain-5-like. Gene Ontology annotation, cellular component: cytoplasm. The coding region runs from base 90 to 2015 and encodes 641 amino acids. The record is from RefSeq and is a predicted model, not a curated record. Lineage: Eukaryota; Metazoa; Mollusca; Bivalvia; Pectinida; Pectinidae. Gene Ontology annotation, molecular function: calcium-dependent cysteine-type endopeptidase activity. Gene Ontology annotation, biological process: proteolysis. The transcript has 13 exons.